Funneliformis geosporum is the source of this 672-nucleotide messenger RNA. Lineage: Eukaryota; Fungi; Glomeromycota; Glomeromycetes; Glomerales; Glomeraceae. The record is from the annotation of a GenBank genome assembly.
AUGGAACAACCAGUAAAUCCUGAAGAAUUUCGUAAUCGAGUUAAACGAUUACUUGAAGCUUUCGUAUAUGACCAUUUGAAAAAAACUGGAUGUGAUGAUACCGCUAAAACUUAUUUCCAAGAGGUUGGUCUUGACGAUUGGCCUCCUGAAUGGUUAAAUUUGAACACGAACACAUAUGUCGAGGAGGUUAUUAAAACACAAGAAAAUUCAGUUGAUAAUGAAAGCGUUGAAAGGAGCAAAAGCAUAGGAAAUCGUGCUAAUAUUGAGGAUGAAAUCGAAGAAAAUGAACAUGAAGAGCGUGCAGAAGAUGGUAUAAUCAAAGAAGGGUUAGAAGUAAAUGAACGAAAUAAAGACGAGGGCAUAACAUCUUCAAUUAUUGAGAAUAAACCCAAUGAUGAAUCCGAAAUGUUUAUUCUUGGCGGUUUGGAUAAUGUUAUAGACUAUACCAAUCAAAAUUUGGAUACGAUUUCCAUUUCAUCUUUUGCUAAUAUAUCGUCUUCUGGAUAUUUUCCAAUAACAUCCUCAGUCGAUGAGUCUCCUAAUAUACCAUUACCUUUGGACGUUCCAGAUGGAUUCCUUAACGAAUGGUGGUUAAUGUUUUGGGAAUGUUUUAAUAAUUUGCGUGAACGUGAUUCGAGAAUUAAUCAUGACAGCGAUUAUUUUGAUCAAUAA